Molecule: messenger RNA, 6444 nt
Organism: Mobula hypostoma (lesser devil ray)
Lineage: Eukaryota; Metazoa; Chordata; Chondrichthyes; Myliobatiformes; Myliobatidae
Gene: mcf2l2
Product: MCF.2 cell line derived transforming sequence-like 2
Exons: 34
Coding region: 99-3866 (1255 amino acids)
Biological process (GO): intracellular signal transduction
Cellular component (GO): cytoplasm
Molecular function (GO): guanyl-nucleotide exchange factor activity
Source: RefSeq, a predicted model, not a curated record
UAUCUUGAAUGGAAUAUUGCUGCUGGGAGUGGCACUUGCCUUUGUGUGUUUGAGACGCUUCCAUCGGAGCAGCUGUAGAUUUGGAGCUGAGGACUGAGAUGCUCCUCUGUCUAAGGGAAGAAGAAAUGUCACAUCAAGAGCUCACACAGCGACUGGUCAAUGUCAUUACUCAUGUUGCUAUUUCUGUCAUUCCACAAAAUGAACUUGGCACUUCAGAGAUACUAAGUGAAGCCUACAGAUAUCCAGCUAAAAACUUAUACAGGGCAAAAGAUGAGAUUAUGCAACAAGAAAUAAGACCCCUACUUGCAGUUGAUAUCAUCGAGCAACUACAUAAACAGUUUGCUAUCCUAUCAGGGGGACGAAGCAGAGAUGGUGCACCAAUCAUCACUUUUCCAGAACACACUGCCUUUGGGGACCUUUCUGAUGAGGAUUUUCUUAACGUUGUAACAUACUUGACCAGCAUUCCAAGUCUAGAUGCCGCCAGUAUUGGAUUUAUCAUAAUUAUUGACAGAAGAGGAGACAAAUGGAGUUCAGUCAAAGCAUCAUUAAUGCGUAUAGCAGGAGCAUUUCCAGGGAACCUGCAGCUUGUGUUUGUGCUACGGCCUUCCCGGUUCAUCCAGCGGACCAUUGCAGAUAUUGGUAUCAAGCUUCAGCGAGAUGACUUUAAAAUGAAGGUACCGAUCAUCAUGUUAAAUACUAUAGCGGACCUGCACAAUUACAUUGAGAAAAGUCAGUUAACAAAGGACUUGGGAGGCACUCUGGAAUACUGUCAUAAUCAGUGGAUUCACCAUCGAACUACCAUUGAAGACUUUGCAAUGACGGUGAAGGUGACAGCACAGUUGUUACAGUCGUUUGGCACCGAGCUUGCAGAAACUGAAUUACCCAAUGAUGUCCAGUGUACUAAAGUGCUGCUCACCACUCACUCAGAAAAGCACAAUGAUCUCAAGGAUAAACUAAAAUCAGCAGUUACAGAAGGUAAUACUUUACUGGUACAUAUUAAGGAGCCAGUUACUAAAAAUCCUAAUUAUAAUCUGAAUUCUGAUGAACUGGAAAAUAUGGCUACUGUUGAAAGGUUACUGAUACAACUGGAAGAAACUGAAAAUGCCUUUGACCAGUUUUGGUCCAAACACCAUCUCAAGCUUGAACAAUGCCUACAGUUACGACAUUUUGAACAAGACUUUCGAGAGGUGAAGACCAUUCUGGAUUGUCUGAUGGAAACACAGGCAACAUUCACUGAUAUUGGAGACAGUGUGGUGUGUGUGGAACACCUCCUAAAGGAACUUCAACUUCAGGAGCAGAAAGCACAGGAAUCCUUAAGAAAGGCACAAUCUUUAGCUCAGCAUGGAGACCAGCUUAUCCAAAGCAACCACUAUGCCAUUGAUUCCAUCCGACCAAAGUGCAAUGAACUUAGACGUAUAUGUGACGAUUUUACCAAUGAAAUGAAGAAAAAACAUGAUGUUCUUGGAAAAUCACUUGAAGUCCAUAGGCAACUGGAUAGUGCAAAGGAGUGGUGCGAAACAGGGAUCUAUCUCCUAGCAUCUCAAGCAGUGGAUAAAUGCCAGUCACAAGAAGGAGCAGAGGCAGCACUCCAGGACAUCGAGGGGUUUCUGGAAACUGCUGCGCACCACAAGCUAACUAACCCUAAGGAGUUGCAUAAACAAUUUGAACUCUUUCUUACCUCAGAAAUUAAGACUAAAAUACAGGCGCAUCUCGAAAAGCUAGAAAAUGUUUAUGAAAUGUUUGAAAAACGUCAGGCUAGUUUAAAGAAACUAGCAGCGAAACAGACUCGUCCAGUUCAACCUGUAGCCCCACGACCUGAAUCAUCUCCAAAACGUUCCUCACCAAAACCAGUUAAGGCACCUGUACUCACUCCCAGUAGACGGAGUUUAGAUAACAUUAGCAAUUCAAAACUGCCAGUUGACACAGAAUUAGCGAAGAAACGAAACGUGAAGAAACCAAAAGGAAACUUAAAAAUUGAAGUGAUGCUUGAAGCCAGUCAAGGGGGAUCCAGUCCCAUCCAAGUGACAACUGAAAGUGAAGAGAACCUGUCUACUAGGAGGAGGCAUAUCAUGAAUGAACUGAUUGACACAGAACGGGCAUAUGUAGAAGAACUCCAGAGCAUCAUUGAGGGUUAUGCUAUGGAAAUGGACAAUCAAGAGCUGGCUCAUCUGAUCCCAGCUGCACUUAAGAAUAAAAAAGAAAUCCUAUUUGGAAAUCUUCCAGAAAUCUAUGAUUUUCAUAAUAGGAUAUUUUUGAAAGAGCUUGAAAAUUGCGUGGAGAAUCCUGAGCUAGUGGGAACAUGUUUUUUAAAGCGAAAAGAGGAGUUACAAAUUUAUGAAAAAUAUUGUCAAAACAAGCCCCGUUCGGAAGCCCUCUGGAGACAGUGUGGAGAUUGCCAAUUCUUUCAGGAGUGCCAGCAAAAACUGGAUCAUAAACUGUCAUUGGAUGCCUACCUUUUAAAACCUGUUCAGAGGAUUACAAAGUAUCAACUUCUCUUAAAGGAAAUGCUGAAGUGCAGUAAGAAUUCGGAAGGCACCGCUGAAUUGGAGGAAGCACUGGAGACAAUGAUUAGUAUAAUUAAAUCAGUAAAUGACUCAAUGCAUCAAAUUGCCAUUACAGGAUUUGAGGGUAACUUAAAUGAUCUUGGGAAACUCUUGAUGCAAGGAUCCUUUAAUGUGUGGACGGACCACAAGAAGGUUCACAGCAAGGUCAAAGACUUGGCACGGUUCAAACCAAUGCAAAGGCAUUUGUUCCUAUACACAAAAUUACUAUUGUUCUGCAAGAAAAGAGAGGAGAAUGCAGAUGGGCAUGAGAAGUCUCCCUCAUACAGCUUUAAACAUUCGCUGAAGAUGAGUGCUGUUGGUAUCACAGAAAAUGUUAAAGGUGAUAUUAAGAAAUUUGAGAUUUGGUACAAUGGCAGAGAAGAAGUAUACAUUAUUCAGGCAUCAUCGGUAGAACAGAAGAAUCUAUGGGUUUCUGAAAUACGGAAAGUACUAACAGGACAAUUGCAAGCCUACCGAGAAGCAAGCCAGCUAAACCAAAGGAUCCAGGAACAUGUUUAUCAAGCUCCACUGACCACACCGAACAGAUACAUGAAGAAAUCAUCUUUACAGCAACAAGACAACAAGGGUGAAACAUCUAGUUCAGAACUAAACAAGCAACAAGAGAACUCCAGCUUCAAUAACAGACAAAAGAGAGAAUCACAGUCUAAGGAACCAACAGUAAUUCGUCGUAUUUCCUUAGCUUCCUCCUUCAGUUCUUCACACAGCAAAGGAUCACUUUCUGGCCCAGAUGUUAAAGCUAAAAGAUAUGAAAUAAAGAGUGAUCCAACCCCACUGGGAUUUGAAGAUCCACUGUCCGACCCUUUCAUGACUGUAGCAAAGCGUCACAGCACAACCAGCUAUGUAACAAGAUCAGUUUCACAGACAGGCUGGCCAUGUAAAACAAUCCCAUCAUUGGACACCUCAGAGGAUUUUGAAACAAUUCCUUCAAGUAUGGAUGAGUUUUCCAACUCGUCAGAUAUGGAUGAAGAAAUAUCAAGUAGAACUACUCCAAGUCUAUUCCGGGUAGAGGGCAUUUGUGAAUCUAAUUCCACUGAGGAACUUGCAGUACAAAAUGGCGAAGUGGUUGAGAUGCUGCAAGAGGGAGAAGAGGGAAAGUGUCAAGUAAGAAGUCUGGUAACUUAUAAAGCAAGAUGGAUUCCUUCCAGCCUUUUACAACCAGUUGGCUCAGAACUAAACCCGGAUCAGACUGAUAAUAAUUCAGAUUUUUACAGUGACAUGUGUACAGCAGCACUUGCUGAUAGUGAAGACAAGGAGAGUGUGCACCUCGAAAGCUAUUCUUCAGGGACCAGGACCGAAAGCUGAUCUUGUUCUAACCUUACUUUGUCCCUCAAACUUCAGGCUUCUGUCAGGCCUACAACCAUCAAGGUUCUUGGAAUACCUCAGUAGCUGGGCACAUGAAGUGAGAAAGUACCGUGUUACUGCUGAAGAUUUGCAUAGCUGUGUGUAAAGAAUUGAGUUGCUUUGUUUGUAAUGGAUUCAUUUGUUCAUGACAAGUGCUCCUCAGUGGUAUAACAGGAUGAGUGUUAGCAGGGGCCAUGUUCUGAAGACAUAUGCAAAUCUGUUUUAUGCAGUUAAUGUUUUGGCCUUCCACUAAUCUAUAUUGCUUGAUGGAACAAACUAAAUUAAAUGCAGUUAAUAAAUCUGACUUGGAGGUUUUUGACAUGUCAUGAUGAACCAAGCCAGUACUUCAUGCUUUAACUUUUGUUACAGUGCUUCCACAAGCACACAGAUAAUCUGUUUGGUCUGAGCCCUGUGGUAUUUCAGGUCACGCGAUGUGAGCAAGUACAGAGAUACCAAGAAAAGAGGCUAAACAUCAUUAUAGGUGGGUACACUGAUGAUGCGAAGUGAAAAGAAUUUUCUCAGGAAAUAGUUUCUGCUCCUCAGAGGAUGUGUGCUCGUCUGUACUUUGUUAGGUGGCUGUGCUUUCGUGCAACUCUGCUCAACUAAUAGUGGCCUUUAGCUACAUCCUUGAGACAACCGCUGUGGGGAGAAAGAACACCGAAAGAAUUGCAUGAAAAAUGACAAAACAAUACAGCCAGUAAAAGAUGUUCAAACUGCAGAUGAUACUUCAUUUAAAAGUACUGUAUGGAAGCAGUAAAAUGGUCCAUGCUGCAUGUUGUAAUUGUAUUUUAUUGAAUAUUUUAACAAGAUCCUUAUACUUUAAGGCAAACUUACUUCAACAAUUUUGAAAGGUAUAAUGAAUCUUCUAAAGAUUGAUCAAUGUGAAAUGUUUUGUGUACCUUUAUCAGAGACUGGUGUCAAUUUAUGUGAGGGGUGUUUCUGUUUACAGUAUGAUUUGCAGGAUUGGAAGCUAAUGCUUGAUUAUGACUAAACGUGAAUAAAAAGAAGAGAGCAUUGGUUUACUAUAAAGUUCAGACAAUGAAAUAAAAUAACUAGAUUAUUUGAUCUUGUUGAGAUGAAGUAUGGAGAAGAGAUAUGAUGAAAUUUCACAGGAGCAUAGUGAUUAGCAUGACGCUUUACAAUACAGGCAAACUGGGCUCAAUUCUCACCAUGACCUGUAAGAAAUCUGUACGUUCUCCCCGUGGCUGUGUGGGUUUCCUCCGGGUGCUCCAGUUUCCUCCCACAUUCCAAAGCCUCACCAGUUGGUAGGUUCAUUGGUCAUUGUAAAAUUGUCCUCUGAUUAGGCGAGCAUUAAAUUGCAGGAUUGCUGGGCAGUGUAUAUUGAAGCGCCAGAAGGGCCUACUCCUUACUGAAUCUCAAUAAUAAAAAUGUCAGAGCAUAAGAGACUGCAGUUGGUGUUUAUUGAGGAUGUUGUGUCCAGAAAGGUAAGCAGUUAUAAUGUUUAUUCUAAGGAAAUGCCGGUUUGCAAUGGAAACACUAAAGUUUUUAAUCAGUAGAUAGCAUUUCCCUUUCAGUUUGCCGUUUGUAGUCACACUCUGCAGUUAACUCUCAAUAUUUCAGUGACCAAUGUCAACACCAUACAUUGAAAAGCUUCUUUGAAGCAAACUUAACAUGGGCGUUAAAUCUAUAAAACAUGCCAUAACCUAUGAAAGAUGAUGAAGAUCAUAAACUUGGAACUCUGAAAUAAAAAAAACAAAGUGCUAGAAAUACUCCGUAGUCUGAACGGCAUGUGUAGAAAGAGAAAUAAAGUUCAUGUUUCAGGCUGAUAUCCUUUGAUGAGAAUAGGAAAUGGGGGGGGGGGAAUGUUAAUUUUAGGUUAGAGAGAGUAGGAGGAAAGGAAUAUUCCAGAAAGGUGAAUGAGUGCAUCGGUGGAAGUAAACGAGCUGCACCUCAGCUCAAGGAACUCACAUUAUCUUGAUGUGGGAUGGAGGUACUGAGGGAUUGUUCAUCCAUGGUGAAGAUAAGACAUUUAUAGCUAAAAGAUCGGAAACCUUCAAAUUGGCAGAGGGAUAGGUAAAAUGUCACUGACGUGAGUGGGAAGAAAAUGGAUCAAGUAGAAAGGAUGAAAACUAGGACAGAAGAAAGAAUCUUGGUGGGUAGGACAGGCUAUAACAAUGGGUUUGCCUGGACUGUCCUAUUUAUGGAAUUUGGGCAAGAGUAGGGGGUUGGGAGAUUCUGGAGGCCCAACCCUAGCCCUCCUCCUAUUCACCCCUCCUCCCCAUCUUCUCAGCACCUUUAACUUGUGUUCUUUCCCAGUUCUGCUACAGAAUUUUCAACCUAAAAUAUCAGCUCUAAUAUCAUAACUCCAGAUGAGGCAAGUUAUAACCAAUGUUUGUGAUGGCAGUAGAAGUAGCAGUGUUUUCUUUGCCUAUUUAUGUCCAGGUCAGUCACUGUUCAUUUACAAACCCAGUGCAACUUGCAAAGUGCAAAUGCAGCCUUGACUCUCAUCAGUCCAUGUACUCAAUCUGCUAGAACGUUUUGUUUUGUUUGUAAAUGCUCUCACUUCUGGUGUACUGAC